Messenger RNA from Brenthis ino (lesser marbled fritillary), 1470 nucleotides. The record is from the annotation of a GenBank genome assembly. Lineage: Eukaryota; Metazoa; Arthropoda; Insecta; Lepidoptera; Nymphalidae.
AUGGGUACAUCUAUUGAAUACGAUUAUUUAGAUACAAAAAAGUUUCCAACGUCUAAAAUUGUAGCAGUGGAAUCAACAUUACAACAAACAAUAAAACAAUUUAAAGAUCUCGUUGUAGAAAUUGAAGAGCUACAUUUAGAAAACAGAAAUUAUAGAAGUUUACUUUCGCAAAAAGAAAAAUGCGAUUUAUAUAAUUGCAAUGUAUGUGAAAAUUUAAGGAAAGAACUCUUUAGUAAAGAAAAUAUAUUAAAAUCAAUUGUUUCAGCAUUACACAAAUUAAAUGAAACACGGGAUUUUAACAUUCUAAAUACAAUUUUUCAUUUAAUUCAGAAUCAACCUCUUGUAUUGUCUCCUAUGAGAGACAAGAUUACUGAAGAAAAACAGGUAGAAAUAAAUAAACUUAGUCCCAAUGAAGAAACAUGUAAUAACAAUAAUGAAUCCGUCUCUGAAAUUGAAAGUACCUUAAUAGGUAGAAAGAGUCCCAUAAUUUUCACCAAGAAGAAAACUUCAACUCAUUCAUUAAGUUUGAAAGAUAAGAAGAAAUGCCCAGAAUCAUGGCCAACCCCAGAAAAAAGGAAUAUAAAGCUAAUAUUUCCAACACCUACAAGGGCCACCAAUAAAGCAUCUAGUUCUAGAUUGAAGCAAGCCAGGCUGAACUUAGUCAAAGUGAAAACGUGUAAUGUUGUAGACCUCACCUGCUCCCCAGAGGUAAUUGGGAGAUGUUACAGUGAAAAUAAUUUGCAGCAAAACAUAAAGCAGGAGAUAAUAGACAAUGAUGAUACAAUACAACCUUCACCGACAAGCGGACCCAUUUUUCAACCUAUAUGUAAAUCCAUAUUAAGAGAGAGUCCAAAUAAAAACAGGAAGCCUUUCGUGUCAAAGAUUAAAAUUGAAGAAAACAUGCCCUUGAAUACUGACAUUGAUGUGAAGCAAAUGGAAGAGUCCAUUAAUAUUUUACAACAAUAUCCACCAAAGCUCAAUACACCGAUAAAACAAGAGAAAUGUAACGAUGAAACCAUGUGUCCGGAUGAGAGCAUAUCGCUUUUGCAACGUGUAAAUAUAGCUGUUAGUAAAAAUAUCAUCAGUCCAAAAAAGCCUUUGACAGAAAACAUAAAUGUAACAAACACGCAGCCCGCCGACGCGGAGGCGAGCAUGUCCAUACUGCAGAGAGACGUUAUACCUGUUGAUAAUAAAAGAUUCAAAUCAGAUAUGGAGCCAUUGUACAAAGAGCCGGCGGCUCGUAAGAAGAUGGAGAAGAGGGCGUUACCAGGCUGGGGUUGUGAUGAUUGUAAACAAUUCUACGACGAUCUAUACAAAGACGAUCCGGAGAUGCUCGCGAAGAAAAUGGAGGAAUGUUCGAAACACCGCGGCCGCUGCAACCCCGUCAGGCCCAAAACCCCUGAUGGCUUCUGGAACCCGAGGUGGGAGGUGCCUCAGGACACGGAGGAGUUCAACCGACGCAAUAAUGUU